Messenger RNA from Erythranthe guttata (spotted monkey flower), 3280 nucleotides. Its product is annotated as N-(5'-phosphoribosyl)anthranilate isomerase 1, chloroplastic. Gene Ontology annotation, molecular function: phosphoribosylanthranilate isomerase activity. Lineage: Eukaryota; Viridiplantae; Streptophyta; Magnoliopsida; Lamiales; Phrymaceae. The record is from RefSeq and is a predicted model, not a curated record. Gene Ontology annotation, biological process: L-tryptophan biosynthetic process.
CUCCCUUCCUCCACACACACCUUCUGUAAAAUUUGAACAGAAUAUAUACACAUACAUAUAUACAUAUAUAUAUAAACUCAGCUCCUUUCACAACUCAACCCACAACCCAGUACUAAUUCUUACACAAUUCAAACAUUUUCUCAACCAACUUAUCCUCUCUCUUUUUUCAUUACAAGGGUUUCUUCAUGUGCAGUGGUUCAAAGAGUAAACUUUGCCCUUUUGAUUUGGAAAUGGAAACUGGAUUUCAAGAUGAUAAAAAUGGGAUCUUGAACACAAAUUUGCUUGAUUUGGCAGCUACGGACGAUUUGGCUGGUUUUAUCCAUGGAGUAGAAGAAAAGGGGUGUGAUCUUAACAAGGCAAGCUUUUGGUACGGCAAAAGCUUCGGCUCGAAGAAGAUGGCUAUGGAGGAAAGAACCCCCAUCAUGAUUGCUUCUUUAUACGGGAGCACCAACGUUUUGAACUACAUAAUAAGCACCGGCCUAGUCGACCCCAAUCGAGCUUGCGGCUCUGAUGGCGCCACCGCCCUCCACUGCGCUGCCGCCGGCGGCUCACCGUCAUCUGCCGAUGCGGUUAAGAUCCUGAUUGAUGCCUCUGGCGACAUCCACGCCCUCGAUUCCAACGGGAAGAAGCCGAGCGAUGUGAUCGCGCCAUGUGUCAAGCCCUCGUUCAAUUCGAAGAGGAGAUCACUCGAGAUGCUGCUGAAUGGAAUUAACGGAAUCGAUUCCGAUUUCCCGGAAGUUGAAGAAGAAGAAGGGAGAGUGGAGAAGAAAGAGUACCCGGUCGAUGUAUCCAUGCCCGACAUAAACGAGGGUGUUUACGGGUCGGCCGAGUUCAGGAUGUAUAGCUUCAAGGUGAAGCCUUGCUCGAGGGCUUACUCGCACGACUGGACCGAGUGCCCCUUCGUCCACCCUGGCGAGAACGCGAGGAGGCGUGACCCCAAGAAGUACCACUACUCUUGCGUACCCUGCCCCGAUUUCAAGAAGGGAGCCUGCAUAAAGGGGGAUUCUUGCGAGUAUGCACAUGGUGUAUUCGAAUCUUGGCUCCAUCCUGCCCAAUACAGAACCCGUUUGUGCAAAGACGAAACGGGUUGUUCAAGAAAAGUUUGCUUCUUUGCACACAAGCACGAGGAAUUGAGGCCGUUGUACGCUUCGACGGGGUCUGCUAUGCCCUCUCCUAAGCCCGUUCCGGUGGAGUUGAGCCCAUCUCCACCAAUGUCCCCGUCGGUGGUUAAUUGCUCGUCUCCCAUGUGGAUGCAGAACAAGAUGGCGAGCCUUUCCACACCGCCGCCUUCUCUGCAGCUGCCGGGCAGCCGCCUCAAGUCUGCCUUGAGCGCGAGAGAUGUCGAAUUCAAUAUGGAAUUGCUCGGAUUGGAGAGAAUCCGAACCCAACAACAGCAGAGGCAACUGGUGGAGGAGAUGGCUGGCUUGUCUUCUUCCCCGUACAGAGAUUUCAUCAAACCUACGAAUCUUGAAGAUGUCUUUGGAUCUCUCGAUCCUUCGUUGCUAUUCUCGCCGAAAAUCAACAACAACAACACCAGCAACACGAGCUCUCCGACUGGGUUUCAGAUUCGUCAGAACGCGAACCAGCUUCGGGCGAGCUACCCUUCGAACGGGGCUUCUUACGGAGGGUUCGACUCGUCUGCAGCCGUGGCUGCAGCGGUGAUGAAUUCGAGGUCGACUGCAUUUUCGAAACGGAGCCAGAGCUUUGUUGACCGGAGUGGAGGUGGCUACAACAACCGGGUCGGGUUUGCGGGUUCGCCCAAAUCGCCCGGCCCGUUGAUGAAUUCUAAUAGUCUUUCGGAUUGGAGCUCCCCGGAUGGGAGGUUGGAUUGGGGAUUUAGUGGCGACGACGCCAACAAGCUCAGAAAGUCGGCUUCUUUUGGUCUUCGAAGCGGUGCACCAGUGGCAACGGGCAUGGGUCGACCCGAAUUGGACGGGUCGGACGGGUCGUGGGUUCAAUCAAUGGUGAGAGAUGGUUCGGGCCGAGGUGGUCCGGGCCAUGAUAUGAUGCCUCAUUGGGUUGAUCAGAUGUACAUGGAGCAGGAGCAGAUGAUUCUUAUUGAUGGGGAAGUGAAGAAAAAACAUGACAAGUUCUUGGGGGAGGUACUAGCCCACACAAUUUUUUUCUUUUUGCAAAAUAGAACAAUAAAUUUUAUUUUCUUGAAUAUCCAACAUAAUAAUAAAUUUAUAAUUACCGGCGGUUUUAGUCUCUACUUUCGUUCACUCUCUCCGGCAGCAGCAAAAAUGCUCUCAGGUAUAAAUGUUGGAGUUCAGCUUCUGCCUAAAGUCUCUAGUGUUCGAAAAUUUCCAGAUCUGCACUGUGAAGACGUGCAUUUAUCUAGCAGCCGAACUUUGACAAAGAUGAAAACAUGUGCAUCAAAUCAGCCGAUACAAAUUUCUUCUGCUAACAAGGAACAUGAACAUAACAGACCUCUAGUUAAAAUGUGUGGAAUCACAUCAGCGAGAGACGCUGCUAUAGCAGCAGAAGCAGGUGCAGAUUUUAUCGGAAUGAUUAUUUGGCCCAACUCAAAAAGGUCCGUUUCCCUUUCUGUAGCUAAAGAGAUUUCAAAAGCGGCACGGGAAAACGGAGCUCAACCGAUUGGCGUAUUUGUGGAUGAUGAUGCGGAAACAAUGCUGAGAGCUGCUGAUAAAGCAGGACUCGAAUACGUGCAGCUUCAUGGACAUGGUUCUCGAAAUGCUUUUCUUGAUGUAGUGAAAGAAAAUAAAAUAAUAUAUGUUCUUCACGCAAACGAGGAAGGGAAUCUUUUGAAUUCUGUUUCUGAUGAAGAAUGCUCUCAAGUUGAUUGGGUUCUUGUUGACAGCGCGAAAGGUGGCAGUGGUAAAGGAUUUAAUUGGUCGAAGUUUAAGCUACCACCGAUUAGGAGUAAACGAGGAUGGAUGCUAGCUGGUGGGAUUAAUCCAGAAAAUGUGUAUGAAGCACUUUCUACACUCAGGCCAACUGGAAUUGAUGUGAGCAGUGGCAUUUGUGCCACAGACGGCAUACAAAAAGAUAACUCGAGAAUAUUGUCUUUCAUGACGGCAGUUAAUUCUGUGCAUUAUUGAGUGACGAUGCUCAACGAAUCUUUCCUUCUCAAAACCAUGCAAAAUAGUACGUGGUAAUAUCUCUAAAACCAGUUUAUGUUUUCUGUUCGUAAUUCUUAAGUUAUGACGCAUCACAGUCUCCGAUAAUCUUUGUUUCUCUUUAUUUUCAUCGGUCGGGUCUCUUGUAUCGUAUGACAUUCUUUUAUUAGUGGAAUAAGAAACCAUUGCUUUGUUGAUUA